UCCACAUAAGUUCAGUCCUUCUCGGAACAAACAUAAUUGUUUCCGUCAUACCAAAAAAUUCUAUUUCAAAGAUGAGGCUGGUCCUUGCAUUCCACCAUUUUGUGGCACUUGCUUUUUUCAUCGUGUCGCUAAACUUCCACGUCACUCAAGCCCAAUCCAUUCGUCUCUACACCAUCUCCAAUAACGAGACAAACCAGUGUUUGACUCAUUCUGUUGUCCAAAAUCUCGAGCCCUCCGUUUCCUUAAAACCGUGCACAACCACGACAUCCAGCGGAACCUUAACGGCGUCCAACAAUCAGCGCUGGAUUUUUACCCGGGCCUCGAAUUCCUAUUCCAUUUUAAUCCAGGCUUUCAAUACAAAUCCGCCACUCUGUCUGGAGACAAAACCGGAUACGGAUCAAAUUUUGAUAACGGAUUGUGAAGAGAUUUGGCAACCGGGGCAUUUUUGGACGAGAAAAUGUGACUUUGACACGUCUCGCUGUUAUUUUAAGAGUGUGUCUGGUCAGUGUCUUCAAGAACGGAAGAGAUCCGUGGGGGACAGCCUGCUCAAAGUGGAAGAUUGCAAAAAGGAACAAAGUUAUUGGACCGUUUCGGCUUCGUAUGCGCUGUACGAGGCGGAAAUUAACGGGAAUAAUAUUUAAAAUGCAGGAAAGAGAAGGGGAUUUGAUUAGAAGUUGAAAUUUGAUUUGAAUAUGACUGGAUGUGAAAUUUGAUAAAUAAAUAAAUACAAUGUAAUAUCGGUA
This is a messenger RNA of Folsomia candida, 743 nucleotides long. RefSeq lists its product as uncharacterized. The record is from RefSeq and is a predicted model, not a curated record. The transcript is spliced from 2 exons. Bases 72 to 641 code for a protein of 189 amino acids. NCBI's taxonomy places the organism in Eukaryota, Metazoa, Arthropoda, Collembola, Entomobryomorpha, Isotomidae.